UAUACUCUUUUUUUCGCUCCCCAAUUUCUUCUUCUUCUUCUGCUUUUCCAAAUCUGGUUUACCCUAGUUAACGUUUUCUACUCAACAAUUCUCUCAAACCAGCUAAUGUUGUUGGGUCGCUGCUGCUGGUUGUAAUCUUAAGAAAAUAUGGAUAGAGAAGCAGCAGCAGGUAAGGAUAGAAUCAGCAACUUAACAGAUUCGCUUAUUCAUCAUAUAUUAUCCUUUCUUGAAAUCAAGCAGAUUGCUCAAACUAGUGUCUUGUCUAAACAUUGGAGAUGCAUCUGGACCUCAAUUCCCAUCCUUCUUUUUGAUGAGGAUUACCAUCCCGACUUGCUGACCAAUAGGUUUAUGGAUUUUGUGGAUGGAACAUUGCACCGUCGGAAUAAUAUGUCAGAUAUAGAAAAAUUCUCUUUGAUCCAGCUAAACAACUUGAAUGAAUAUCGUGUUAGUUCAUGGAUCACCAAUGUAAUAAGCCGUAAUGUUCAAGAGCUCAGUCUAUCAUUGAUGCAGGAAGACCCGUUCGUCCUUCCCAUAUCUCUCUGUACUUGUGUAUCCCUGGUUUCGCUGAAGCUUAAAAUAACCCCAAGUAUCUGCUUUCCUAGAAAUGUAUCUUUUCCAAAACUUAAGCACCUUACACUUGGAGGUGUCCAAUUUACCAAUGAGUGCUGGAAUGCAAAGCUCUUUUCCAAAUGCCCAGUCCUCGAAGAUUUGAUUUUGGCACACUGCACUUAUGAUACAAGGAAUUUUUACAUUUCAAUUGCUACCCUGAAACACUUGAGAAUUUAUCAUUGGGGGGGCCAGGAUGGUUUACGAGACUGUGGUCUCAAAAUUCUUGCACCAAAUCUUGUUUCUCUCUUCUACCAGGGUUGGGUUGCAAAGGAAUUUGUCUUGCAUACCUCUCCAGAAUUAGUUGAAGCACAUGUACUUUUCUUUGGAGAAGAUGCUGCUACAAGGGAGCAAAGGAUGAGGUGUUGCGGCACAUCAACAAUUCAGUUUCUUCGAGCCCUUACUUGUGUAAAACGUCUAAUUAUUUAUGAUGCAAUGCUACAGGCUCUCUCUGCAGACAAUCUAUUAGAAAAUUUGCCAACAUUUCAUAAUACCAAACAGUUGAUCCUGAGGGAAGAUGUUGCUGAUAAAGCAUUAUUUGCUUUGCUCAAAGCAACACCUAAUCUGGAGUCACUUGUAUUUGACAAGCUUUUCUUUUUCUUCUUUGCUAACUUCACCUCCUCAAUCACUCGAAGAUCUUUUGGUGCCUUGACCACAACCUGCAGUUGCAUAGAAAGUGUCAUUUGGUUCGAACUCGUAAUCAUCUACGUGUUCCCAAAUUAUCUUUUCGCAGUUUAGAUGUAGUCUUAGCUCUUGAACGUGUUUCUGGUCCGAUAAACCCAUUUGACCUCUGCCUCAAGGAUACCUAUCUGGAAUCAUACAGCCAAAGCUCUCUUUUCUGCAUCCCCUUUGAUUGUUUUUAUCGACAGGGAUGCUCUUCUCUUCAAUUGUGGCCAGUCUUUUCACUUUUCAGCUGCUCAUCUUGUCUAUUGGACUCCAAAUUCCUUUCUAUCUCCUAGUUUGUCUAGAUCCUCUUUUGUCCUAAUUCAGAAUUUCUUGGUUAGAGUUGCCAUCUCCUAGUUUGUCUAUUGAAUUGAUUAUAUGUGUUACCUUGUCAGUAUUUAUUGUGUACUCCAUUCGUGAUAAAACAGAACGAUCAUCGGGUAUGUGCAGUGGUACGAGGAGAUUACUUCAGAUAGUUACUUGGAUUUCAUAAAGGAGUAUGUGGUAGGCAUUGGACCUAGUAAAGACACAAUUGUACCAGUCGAGAAUAAUUAUCUACUGACACCAAUUAAUCUCGUCGCCAGAGCACAU
Molecule: messenger RNA, 1860 nt
Organism: Papaver somniferum (opium poppy)
Lineage: Eukaryota; Viridiplantae; Streptophyta; Magnoliopsida; Ranunculales; Papaveraceae
Product: F-box/LRR-repeat protein At4g14103-like
Exons: 3
Coding region: 148-1344 (398 amino acids)
Molecular function (GO): protein binding
Source: RefSeq, a predicted model, not a curated record